AUGGUGGAAGCACCUAAAUUCAUCGGAUUCAUGGCUGGCGGCGUCCGGAACGACCACGACGCGACGAAGGGCAUCUUCGAUCUGGAGUUCUACGAGGCACUCGGGGAGGGAUCCAACAUGUCCAUCCACAGCAUGUGGAACCUUCAAACCGGCAUGGGAUGCGGUACCGUCGUCAUGCCAGCGGAUAACAGUAGCGUCGGGUCCAACAGCUCCCAGCGUACGCCUAUGCUCUAUUACCCAGGGACCCACCCUGUUCCCGUCGACUCCUCCGCAGGGCACAGCGUCCUCCGCCAGGGUGGUAGAGCAUCCCACAACCUUGAUGACGACGCCCUGGCUCGGGCCUUCCUGGACGAACGGUACCCCGCAGAGGGUUUGGAGAACUACGACGAGUGGACCAUCGAUCUGAGGAAGCUGAACAUGGGCAUGCCCUUUGCGCAGGGGGCCUUUGGGAAGCUCUACAAGGGCACGUACAGCGGGGAAGAAGUGGCAGUCAAGCUCCUGGAGCGGACCGUGGAUGACCCCGGGAAGGCGCACCUGAUGGAGCAGCAGUUUGCCCAGGAAGUGAGGAUGCUCGCCACGCUACAGCACCCGAAUGUGGUCCGCUUCAUAGGGGCGUGCAGGAAGCCGAUGGUAUGGUGCAUCGUCACAGAGUUCGCCAGAGGCGGCUCGGUCAGGCAGUUCUUGGGGAGACGAGAUAACCGGUCUGUUCCGCUGAAGAUGGCUGUGAAGCAGGCUCUGGAUAUUGCUCGGGGUAUGACCUACGUGCAUAGCCUGGGAUUCAUCCACCGGGACCUCAAGUCAGACAACCUCCUCAUAUCCUCGGAUAAGUCGAUCAAGAUCGCUGAUUUUGGAAUGGCCCGCAUCGAAGUGCAGUCAGAGUGGAUGACGCCAGGGACUGGAACUUAUCGUUGGAUGGCACCGUAAGUUAAAUUCUCCCACCUCCUCCUCCCCUCCCUCUCCCCCUCCCUCGGCGUUUUAAUGGACGAAUGGAUGGGUGUCCUCCCAGAUCCACCACCGACAUUAGCUAGAAAUCUUGGAUAGUCUUUCUGCCUCAUAUGUUAAUUAGCCUGGACUAUUCUCAACUAAUAAACAUUAACAAAAAAAAAAAAAAAAAAAAAAAAACGGAUGUCCAUCGGCCGGCAACCUUAUCCAGAUUUGUGGGAAAAGGCUUCUUUCUUGAUGAUGGCCACAGUUAUACGCCAAAUCCUACGUGGUUUCGAUUUUGUGAGGCGACCGUCAAGGUGAAUCCCAUAUUUUUCUAUUGUAAAAGCUUUCAUCAUUUCGUGCUCUUCAGAUAACAUUAGAUCGCUCCGCCUGUUUCUCUCGCAGCAAAGUGGUUUCAAUGAUCUUUGGCUUUAGAUCAUGGUCAUAAUCAAGUAUGCCUGGAAUUAUUUUUUAUUUUUUAUGUUUUGCUGCUAUCAUACGCCUUUCACAUUUCAAUCUCUUGCUUCUGCACUGGGGUUUAUCUUUUCUGAACCCUCGGUCUUGCUGGUAUUUAUGAGCGAUAAAUGGUUUGUCAAGUUUCCCUAGGAGUGUUGUACUCCUGAAUUCUCGCAAAAUCUCUCUCUCUAUAUAUAUAUAUAGAUGUCUGUAUGUAGGUUGGCUACUAUUCUGUGUGACGGAGAAAUAAUACUCCUUCCGUGGCUGAACCGUUUGAACUUGAUGGCAGAGAGAUGAUCCAGCACAGACCCUACACGCAGAAGGUGGACGUUUAUAGCUUCGGCAUCGUCCUGUGGGAGCUCAUCACCAGCAUGCUCCCUUUCCAGAACAUGGCGCCCGUGCAGGCGGCCUUCGCCGUCGUCUACUUGGGGAUCCGACCGGCCAUCCCCCAGGAAUGCCCGCCGGUGCUGGCGGAGAUCAUGUCCCGCUGCUGGGACGUUGACCCGGAUGUCCGCCCGCAUUUCACCGAGAUCGUGGAGAUGCUCGAGAAGGCGGAGGCAGAGCUGCUGACAGCGGUGCGGCGAGCGCGGUUCAGAUUCUGCAUGUCCCAACCCAUGACGACGGACUGA
Spirodela intermedia is the source of this 2009-nucleotide messenger RNA. NCBI's taxonomy places the organism in Eukaryota, Viridiplantae, Streptophyta, Magnoliopsida, Alismatales, Araceae. The record is from the annotation of a GenBank genome assembly.